GAGCGCGCAACAGCGCAAACAUCUGUCAAAAAUUUUCGACUUCUUCCGCGUUGUGUGUGCGCGUCUGUCCGCCAGUGUUUGGAACGCGUUUCCACCGCAUUUAAUCGCACUUGUUUUGCUGUGCGCUGUCCGGGGCAACAUAUUGUACACUUAUCGUGUGCAUUGCAGACCUACAGCACAAUACAAGGAAGUAGUGCAACCUCAACGGACGCGUUACUAUUGCGCAAUAAAAACAACAACGUGUAGUCGUAGGGGUGGUGCCUGUCGUUAUUCUCGUCGUCCUUCCAGAAACAAGCGCAGUGUGGAGAAGGAAAUCCGUGUGUCUCGUUGGACGGACCACAAAACAGCAGCAGGCUGCACAUAUGUGUUUGACUUUUCUACGGACAGCUUUCAUCGACGUCAUAACACGAUUGCUGCUGCUGCGCCCUAGGAGGCUCGCGCCGUCCGGAUACAACGCACGGUGGUGCUGUGCAUGCAGCAAUCGAUAAUACGACAGCAGCAGAAAAUCAGCCCAGCAGCAGACGACGACGGGUGCGUUUGUGCCGUUCAAAACUCAACAGCUGGCCGUGUCGGUUGUACGCGCGUUGGUGGGACAUCUUCCCCCGAAAACAAAAGAAAAACCACAAACCGUUUGACCGUAACGGGAAGAUUGUUCUUUUCCUUCCCUUGGAUGGAUAAUUAGAAUCAGCAUCUGGGAGACAAGCCGCAAAUAGUGAACAACUCCCCCUCUCAAAAACCGCUCUCAUCAUCUCGUUCGAUCGUGCAACAAUAAUUGUGCCUUGCCACACUAGCAACACCGUACAAAAGCAGCGGAGUGAAGAGAGAGGGCCGGAACAGUACAUAUCAACGUGAGGGGUGCACAACAGUCUGCUGCAAAAUAAAAACACGCACCCGUGGUUACCCGAGAGCCUGUAGCAACCGGGGGACCCUCGCACAACCCAACAACUAAAACGACGAAACCAAGGGCAACAACACACGGGGGUGGUGCCUGCUGUGCUUGCUGCGGUUGCUAUCCCUGUGUGUGUGCAAACACCGACCGAACCGUCUGUUUCCCGGGGGCGCCUUAAACACACAACGUAGACGGCGCAGCAUCGAGUGUCAGUCUGCACCAAGCGCCACGAGUGUGUGCUGUACAAACUCCGACCAGUCCCUCUCUCUGUGGUGAAGAGUGUGUGAAAAAACACAGACAGCAGGCGGCAGCAAGUGGGGAAGGCUACAAAGUUACAAAAAAGCCCAACUUUUCUCUCCCAGCACUGCACACCAAUGGCGUCCGGAUCGGUGUCCGUUUCCACAGGGACCAAAACCACCAACAAAACCGGCAUGUCCGGAACGACGGGAGGCGUUACCGGGGGCACGGUAGGCGGCGGCGGCGGUGGUGCCGGUGGGCGCAAAAAGUCCGGCCCCAAGUUCGAGCUGUCGGACGAGCAGCGGCAGGACAUAAAGGAAGCGUUCGAUCUGUUCGACUCGGAGGGUACGGGCAUGAUCGACACGAAGGAGCUGAAGGUGGCGAUCCGGGCGCUCGGGUUCGAGCCGAAAAAGGAGGAAAUCAAGAAGAUGAUUGCCGAGAUCGAUAAGGAUGGGUCGGGGAAGAUUUCGUUCGACGAUUUUCUGCAGCUAAUGACGGUCAAGAUGGCGGAGAAGGACUCGAAGGAGGAGAUACUAAAGGCGUUCCGGUUGUUCGACGAUGAUGAGACGGGUACGAUUUCGUUUAAAAAUCUGAAGCGCGUCGCGAAGGAGCUGGGAGAAAACUUGACCGACGAGGAGCUGCAGGAGAUGAUCGACGAGGCCGACCGGGACGGGGAUGGGGAGGUGAAUCAGGAAGAGUUUCUGAGGAUUAUGAAGAAAACGAGCCUGUACUAAAAGGAGGGCAGGAGGGAGCGUGCAGUAGGAAUAUACCAAGCAUGCAUUUACUGUCUUUUGCGCCAUUUGUAAGCAACACAGGGAGAUGAUACACAGGAGAAGAAGGACAAUUUAACGUAACAAAGCCAAAACAUGUAACAGUAUCACCAAGGGAGAAGAGAGAGAAAGAGAGAGAGAGAUCGAGCAAGAUAUGACAAAAGGAGGAUUGAUAAAAGCUCUACAACAAGUAUUCAAAUUAAUCAACGAAUUAGUACAACAGCAGCAGGUGUGGCAGGCGCAGCACACACACAAACACUUUUCGAACGAAUCUUCCCGAUUCCUGUGAAUCUCCAGCAUUCCAUGUACUGUUAGGCAGGGCUCUGGAAGGGGUUUGUUGCAUUUAGAGCGAAACAACACAAAGAAACAUUUAAAACAAACAAAUCAGGGGGCAAAGAGCACAGUUUACUCACUCUCCAGAGAGCGAAAACGAAAAAAAAACAAACACAAAUGGCUUUACUAUAUAGAAGGGUAGCACGCGACCUAUUUGGCAGGAGCAGUCCCUUAUAGAAAGAUGAUGAUGCAAAGGCGAGCUAAGCUGCACCAACUGUUGGUCACUCGGCACACUGCUGCUGCUUCCUUUCCACACACGUUUAUUCCUCUUAAAGAGGAGAUCGCGCGCGCGCGCCCAAGCAAGCUUACUUAUAAAUAAGGGAGGAUGCAACAGUAAAUGUGCAAACAAGCUCUCUCCGUCUCUCUCUCUCUCUCUCCGCUACCCAUUAUUGAUAAGGAAGGGAGAAAAAAACGGCGAAUACAUGAUGAUCGCAUAUAUUUUAACCCGAUGACAAAUGUGUUAUUGAUAAUCUCUCGAUUAGUGAGUGAGACGAGUACGUUUAAAAAGUAGAGCAGACAGCACCCACUUUCA
Molecule: messenger RNA, 2761 nt
Organism: Anopheles merus
Lineage: Eukaryota; Metazoa; Arthropoda; Insecta; Diptera; Culicidae
Product: caltractin-like
Exons: 2
Coding region: 1264-1860 (198 amino acids)
Biological process (GO): centriole replication; mitotic cell cycle
Cellular component (GO): centriole; centrosome
Molecular function (GO): calcium ion binding
Source: RefSeq, a predicted model, not a curated record